UAUAUUUAUGUAUAUUUCAUAUGUCCUAUAUUUUGUUUUCGUAUAUGUAGAUUAGCCUGUAAGCUCUAUACCCCCCUCCCCUUCCCCCCUCCCUCUACUCUAACCAGUACGUUACAGCAGCAGUUCGCGUGCACGCGCCUCAAUACCGGCUCAUACCGGUAUAGAGAGAGAGAGAGAGAGAGUGAGAAAAGCGGGAUGACCGGGAGAGACAGAGGGAGACAGGGAUGAGAAACGCGCUGAGCAGAAAAGAGGAGAGGUACACGGACAGGUUUUAUUAAGUGUUCCGGCGGCAGGUCUCGGCCCGGUUCCGUUUGGUCGUUCUGAGGGUUUCCCCGCGCUGCUCUCCACUCAGCCUCUCAGAGAACCGCCUCAGAUGCCGGUAGAGAACAUCAACAUUUAAAGACCUCAGCGGCCGUGUCUUCCCGAGGAAACUCCAGCUUCUGCCCCGCCGUCUCUCCGCCUUUCGACAGGAAUAUUUGAGCCAUGAAGAGAGUGGUGCCCAUGCUGCGGGCGUGUACAAGCGCCAACGUAUACCCACAGAUUCCUGAUGGGGGCUGGGGAUGGGCUGUAGCUGUAGCCUUCUUCUUCACAGAAGUCUUCACCUACGGCAUCAUCAAAAUCUUCGGGAUCUUCCUGCAGGACUUAAUGAGCCAUUUUGAAGAGACCAACAGCCGAGUGUCAUGGAUCGUCUCUAUCUGCGUCUUUGUGAUGACAUUCACAGCCCCUUUAUCCACGGUGCUGAGUAAUCGCUUCGGAUGCAGGCCAGUGGUCAUGUUUGGGGGGUUACUGAUCAGUCUGGGGACCAUCAGCACAGCCUUCACACACUCCAUUAACCAGAUGUACAUCACUGUGGGCCUUGUCUCAGGCCUGGGCUACUGCCUCACUUUCCUGCCUACAGUCACCAUUCUCUCGCAGUACUUCAACAAGCGGCGCUCGCUCGUCACAUCUGUCGCCUCAACUGGAGAGUGUUUCUCCCUCUUCGCGUUGACUCCAGCCCUGAGCAUCCUAAAAGCUCAUGUAGGCUGGAGGAACUGCCUGGUUGUGAUUGGGCUAAUGCAGGCAUCACUCAUUGCCUUUGGAGCACUGCUUAGACCCAUUAUCAUCCAGCCCAAACUCUCUUCACCUGAGGAGGAGAAGGAGGGGCCGCAGUCUCCCCUCAAAAAGGCUGAAACCAAAUAUGAGCAGGAGAAUGAGCUCACCAGAACAUCCUACAGCUCUGUGGACUCCGGGGUGCAGUCUAUCUCCUCUUCCAAAACAAACCUGGCUGAGGGUCAGAGUCCUAAUCGGAGUGUGACGAAGCAAGAUUCAGUGCAAACUGCAAAACUUGACAUUCAGGAGCAGAAGGAGGUGCAAGAAGAGGAGGAAUUUGAACAUCCAGUCCUUCCUUCAACUCCUUUACAACAGCCCACAAAACAGCAGGAGAAGAAGGAGGAGCCUGUGGUGGCUCAGCCAAAGCUGCUGGACUUUUCUGUUCUCAGGGACUGCAGCUUUAUCUGCUACUCUCUCUUCGGCCUCUUUGCCACACUUGGCUUUUUUGCCCCACAACUCUACAUAAUUGAUUUGAGUGUGAGCUGUGGACUGGAGCGUAAUCAAGCCACGUACAUGCUGUCUACCAUGGCAGUGGCCGAAAUAUUCGGUCGUCUUUCCAUCGGCUGGAUACUGAACCGCCGGCCGGUUCGAAAAAUCUACAUCCUGCUGAUCUGCACCAUGUUGUUGAGCCUGGUGCUAGCGCUCUUCACUGCUGUCUCCGAGUUCUGGGGGCUGGCUUGCUGCUGUGCCGCUUUCGGCUUCCUGUUUGGCACUGUGGGCUCCACCCACAUUCCCAUGUUGGCUGAGGAUGAUGUGGUCGGCAUCGAUAGAAUGUCGUCAGCUGUUGGUGUUUAUGUUUUUAUUCAGAGCUUCGCUGGCCUGGCUGGACCACCGCUAGCAGGAGCACUGGUGGACUUUACAAAAAACUACGGCUCAGCCUUCUACACCAGUGCGGCCGGUGUGGGCACGGGGGCGCUGUUUCUGGGAUUGGUGCGACCCGCCAAAUUAGGCCUGUUCUCCUGUCGGAGGAAGAACGUGACGCUGGAGGAAAAACAGGAAAACUCUCACAGUGAGGAUACACCUAGUGACUUUCUGGAGGUGGACCUGAUUGUGGAAAGCAGCCCUGCCAAGAGCCAGAUGGAUUCAGCAGCAAUCUGAAAACACACAUGCAGAAGAACACACUGACAGAUGUGUUAAAUUCCACAUGAAUCUGAUAUAUAUAUAUAUAUAUAUAUAAAGUUACAAAGUACAGAGGAGUGUAGAGCAGAAAAGUCUCCAAUGCCCUGUUCAUUUAAUAACUGCAGAAAUGCUGUUAGACCUGGUGUUUAGGUUUCCCAUUACUAUUGUCCAUAUAGCGUGUGCAUAGUUUAAGAUUCACAAGUGUUUCUGUUUAUUUUCAAUAACAAAAGCUUGUUACAGGUUGAAAUACUCUGAACUCGGACACACACAUAUAUAUAUAUACUUUUAUAUAUGUUAGUAUAUGUUUACAUAAGCAUAUAUAUAUAUAGUUCAUGUUUCAUGUGGAAAUGAUGUACAUUAUGGAUUUAAAUGUGAUCACAAAUGCACAUUUUAACUUGAAUGAUUCACCCCAAAGAUGGACAUUCUCAAUCCCUUUUUUUCAGUGCCUCAUUUUCCUUUUUCCCUGUUUUCAAUUUGGACCAAAUGAAAAACCUCAGUGAACUCUGCUCUUUAGUGGCUGUGUGAAACGGUCACGAGUUUUAUUUAUGAUAGCUUAUCAUAAGCCUUUAUUUACACUGAUUACAAACUAGCUAACCUAUAUAAUAAUUUAUAUUAAGUUAAAAUACCUGCCUAUGUGUGUUUACACCAGGGUGUUUCUGCCUGUUUGUGAUUUACCCAUUAGUAUUUAAUGAAAACCAGGCUCGUUUUAACUACACUACCUUCUCGGUGGAAUUAUCUGGACCACCUUUAAUGGGGCCGGGGUCGCAGUGUGCUGCCGUGUCGCUGUAACAGCAGAGUGCUGUAUGAUUUAAGGUGGAACGGACUGUAGCGCUGAGGAGCUGAUGAGGCUAAAGGCGGCCUGUGGCUGGUGCGGGAAUGUGAGGCUCUGAGAGAAACAGAGCCGCUGGAGGGCAGGGAUCCUGUUAUCUGCUCCAGCUUCUCAUCUUCCAGCUUCUGUAAUGAUCUACAGUCUCUUCAGAAAAGCCCUGCUGUGUGAUGGAUGAAGAAUGAGUGUAGCUCAAAAUCGCUUUUAUUUAUUCCUUUAUAAAUAUGGUUCUUAUAGAAAAGAACAGCGGACCUCCUCACCACACCAAAACCCGUUACAGAGUGACUGAUCCAUCCAUCAGUUAGUGUGUUUAAUUCUGUUUCAUUUAUUUUUAUUCUAACUAAUGAUUUAGCGAACUUGAUAAAUAACGAGCGAGAAACAAUCUGAAUGAUAAAAUAGUAGCAAAAAGAGUGCGGUAUGUUGUUGAUUUCUGUAAUAAAUUACAUAAAUCACGUCUGACUUGAAUCUACACCUUUAAGACUUGAACAGCUCUGAUGUAUUCUGGUUUGUCAGGUAUAAUGUUAUAACUGCACUGUAUGACAUCGUUUUGUAUUAAUUUUGGGCAUCUUAUUUUCUUUUUUAUAUAUAUGUUGUGUAAUGAAAACAAACAAUAAUGUAGAAUAUGCCUUUGAAAUGCUGCAACUACUGCAAUUAGAGUAUUAUUUAAGCUAGAAUAAAUUCAAUUGGUGAUUUUA
Messenger RNA from Astyanax mexicanus (Mexican tetra), 3729 nucleotides. It is a transcript of the gene slc16a6b, whose product is annotated as solute carrier family 16 member 6b. The coding region runs from base 484 to 2187 and encodes 567 amino acids. The transcript has 7 exons. The record is from RefSeq and is a predicted model, not a curated record. Gene Ontology annotation, biological process: monocarboxylic acid transport; transmembrane transport. Gene Ontology annotation, molecular function: monocarboxylic acid transmembrane transporter activity. NCBI's taxonomy places the organism in Eukaryota, Metazoa, Chordata, Actinopteri, Characiformes, Acestrorhamphidae.